ACCCCUCGCGCCACCAUCGGGUGACGUCAUGGUCCCCACACAACAGAGAGAUGCGCACUGAGUUAUAGACGAGCUGGUUGUUCAGUGCGGUAAAAAAAAAUUAGAAGAAAAGCAAUAAGCAAUAAAGAUCCUGCCGAAUAGCUUGUUUUUUUUUAAAGAGGAGUUGGACUUUCUGUUGAUAACGGAUAUCAUUUCUCAUAAGGUGUCUCUGUUGUCUAGCAGAUGAAUUUUGAGCAGCCUCCUCCGUACCAGGCCCCUGGUUACCCCCAGCAGGGUUACCCCCAGCAGGGUUACCCCCAGCAGGGUUACCCUCAGCAGGGUUACCCCCAGCAGGGAUACCCUCCCCAGGGUUACCCCGUAAACAUGGAGCAACCUGGAGGAUUCCCUCCUCAAAACCCAGGCUACCCUGCUGGCCCCGGGGGACCUCCUGGACCCUACCCCGGCCAGGGACAAGCAGGCCCCUACCAGGAGGGCUACCCUGGACAGCCCCAGUUUGGAUGGCAGGGAGGAUCACCCCCAGGACCCAUGUAUGGAGAGGCACCUAAAAACACAGUGUACGUGGUGGAGGAGAGAAGGAGAGAUGAUUCAGGAGACACAUGUCUGACUGCCUGUUGGACGGCUCUCUGCUGCUGCUGCUUGUGGGACAUGCUCACAUAACCUCUGACCCCUGACAUUUACCCUUACCUGCUUUGACCCUUACCCUUUACCUCCUAACCCUUAACCCAAAGUCCCUCUCAUCUGUAAUAGAAAACAAGUACUGGAAGCAAUAGAACACUAUGAAAAUCUGGGAAACCAGGCCUGGUAUUUAUAGCGGACUUUGAAAAGGCCUUUGAUAAAGUACAACUAGAAUUUAUAUGUAAAUGCCUGGACUAUUUUAAUUUUGGAGAGUGUCUUAUACAAUGGCUUAAAGUUAUGUAUAGUAACCCCAGGUGUAAAAUAGUAAAUAUUGGCUACUUCUCAGGAAGUAUUAAAUUGUCAAGAGGAGUAAAUCAAGGUUGUCCACUAUCGGCAUAUCUAUUUAUUAUGGCCAUCGACAUGUUAGCUAUUGAAAUCAGAUCCUAUAAUAUCAAGGGGCUAGAAUUCCUGGGCUUAAAAACAAAGGUGUCAUUGUACGCUGAUCAUUCAUGUUUUCUUUUAAAUACGCAAUUUGGAUCCCUGCACAGCCUCCUAGAGGAUGUAGAUAAUUUUUCUUACCUCUGGAUUAAAACCAGAAUGAUAAAUGCUCCAUAUUACGUAUUGGAUCACUAAAAAAGACAACUUUUACAUUACCGUGUAGUUUACCAAUAACAUGGUCUGACGAUGUAGUGGACAUACUUGGUAUACAUAUCCCAAAAGAAAGAAAUGAUCUCGCUACAAUAAAUAUUUAUAGAAAGUUAGCCAAAUUAGAUACGAUUUUGCUACCAUGGAAAGGACAACAUCUGUUUAUUUGUGGAAAAAUUACCCUGAUUUAAUUAUUUUGUCAUAUUCCAGUUCACGUAUUUACCUAAUGACUUGUUUUUUGAAAUUAUAUGAGCAAAAAAAUUUCACCUUAUUUUGAAUGGCAAGCCAGACAAACUUAAACGGGCCUAUUUAUAUAAUGAAUAUGAAUUUGAAGGGCAGAAAUUAUUAAAUAAAAAAGGAUUGGACCUCUCACUAAAGACUUCAGUCAUACAAACACUAUACAUAAAUCUGAACUGGUUCUCGAGCAGAUGAGAGAAAAAAGGAAAAAAAGGUUUAAAAAUGGUAUAAUCUUUGGAAAUUAUAUCAUAAAUAGGACUGGUGGAAUUAUGUCACACAUGCAGUUAACAAAAAAAUAUAGAAAUGUCUGCUCUAUCCAAAAUUACAACCAACUGAUUGCAGCAUUGUGGAAAGGGGAGAAGGUAAGGAACUUGACUGUUGGCCCUGCGUUAAAGACCAAAAUUGGUUAAAGAAAAUUGUGAUAAAUAAAAAAAAGUAUGCCAGUUUCAUUUAAGCACCAAAAAAUGGAUAGCUGCACCAUACAGGUUGCAAAAUAGUUGGGAGAUUUUUGAUGUUCCGAUUCUAUAGUACCUGGUUUAUGAACUGAUACACAAAACGACGCCAGAUUCUAAACGUAGAGUUUUUCAAUUUAAAUUAUUAUACACAAUUCUUGCAACCAAUAGAAUGUUAUAGAUAUGGGGAUAUAAUCUUCCCAGGUCUGCAGAUUUUGCUGUGAAGAGACAGAAUCAUUAGAUCAUUUAUUUUGGUACUGUCCAUAUGUAGCUUGUUUUUGGUCACAGGUUCAGGAAUGGAUGAAGAAUUACAACAUUUACCUAGAACUAACACUGCAGAUAGCAAUACUGAGUGAUUUGAAAAGUCAUAGUCAAUCGAUCAAUAAUAUAAUAAUACACUUAGCACAUUUUUUUAAUUUAAUUUACAAUCUGUAGAAACUAUGAGAAUUGAAAGUUUCAGAGCUUUUCUGCAACAGCACAGUGGAAAUAUAUAUGGCAGCCAAAAAUCAAAAUCAAAUGGUCUUCAGAGAUAGAUAGGUGGGGUUGAGUGUAGCUGAAGGCUGGGAUGCUAAUGUAAAAUAUAUUGUCCAUAAAUUGUAUAUAGUAUGUAUAGGCAGGAAGUAGAAGCCUAAGUAUCGUUGUCCAUUAGUUUACUUCAAUUAGGCGAGUUGUGGUAGGGUUAUGGGAAAAUAAGCAACUUUUUAAAAAGCCCCUCAUCUUACCCCGACCUACCUGUUACACUGUCCCUCCAUCUGGCCUUACUUCCUGUUAGUCCACCUUAAUCAUUCUCUCUCCCCCUAACUAUCAGCCUUACCCCUUGAACUCCUGUUGUCCGUCCCAAACGUCCAGCCGGAACCCCUGUACCUCCUGAACCAUGGUAGCAUUAUAUGAUAACCUCUAUGCAUCUAUCAUAGUGCUCCUACACCUGACUUAACCCCUCUGUAGCAGUUUAGCUACUAUAUGUUCCCUAAAUCUCAGGCACUGUACUGUAGAUGUUGCUUCUUGUGGAACACAAAUUCAUUCUCAAACACCACACACACAAUAUGCACUCAUAUCUCAGGCGUUCUACUGUAGAUGAUACACAAACGAACACACGCACCAUGCACUCUCUCUCUCUCCUGGGCACUUUAACAUCUUACCUCUGUAAGGUACUUCUCCUGCCUCCCUCCUCCCAAACAAACCUCUAGUCAUACCACCCCAUAUUCCCUAAACCCUAUACCACCCUAACAAAUGACUCUCUACACCAUAUCCGUCAUGGCUACCUAGACCACUACAUGCCAGUAAGCUGCAGUGCCCCUUGCCAACCCCCUGACCCCCCGCUGUACCAUGCUGAAGCUUGAACUGUCCUCUCCGUUAUGUUUGCACAACAGCUACUGUGGUUUCCUGUUUGUCUUAGGAUGAAUCCUAUGAGCUGGCAUUGAAUGCAUUUUUUUUUUAAAGACGAUGACAAUAAAUAUUUGAAUGUUUGAUUACAUGUAAUAUUGUUCAAUGCUUGCAAUGUUUUUUUCCUGUUACUCUUCCAGGAUCUAGAAAUUAUGAUUUGAUUGCUAUGUUAUUUUUAAUAUUCUCAUUCCUUGAAGGAGAGAACAUGAAACAUAAAAAAGUGAAUGUUUGUUAUGUAGAUGCCUUUGCCUAACAUGAGAAUCUUGCGUUAAGAAUAAAUUACUCCCAAAACAGUCAA
Salmo salar (Atlantic salmon) is the source of this 3630-nucleotide messenger RNA. RefSeq lists its product as uncharacterized. The record is from RefSeq and is a predicted model, not a curated record. Gene Ontology annotation, cellular component: extracellular exosome. Lineage: Eukaryota; Metazoa; Chordata; Actinopteri; Salmoniformes; Salmonidae.